UUGUUAAGAAUAAGGUAUAGUCCUAUAGUAUACCACAUACUCACACCGCGUUCACAAUUUCAGUACUCUUACUCUCAAAGCACAUUCUGUUCUCGAACGUGUACAACGCUCGUAACAUUGUUUCUUAGUCUAACGAUCUCAGAUCAAGAUUUUCUCUAAGAUCGCUUAGUAUAUUUGUGAACUAAAGGAAGUGAUAAAAUGUCAACUUGUAGCAACAACACGUGUAAAUUAAUAAAACGCGCUAAAUUGAACAAUAUCGAUGAUGGUAUCGAAGAGGAUCAAGUUAUCGUGAAUGUUGACGAAACUCUAACGAUUACUCUCGAGGAACUUAUUAAAGAAUUGUACGAGGAAUUUAAAACAAACAAUGUUAAUGUCGAUCGAAUUCAGGCAUUGAUGGCUUCGUACGAUAGCAACCCUGAAGAUUGGAAGAAAUACGCUAAAUUUGAUUGUGAUCGAUACACAAGAAAUUUAGUUGACGAAGGAAACGGAAAAUUCAAUCUAAUAGUCCUUUGUUGGAAUCCGGCUCAAGGAUCCGCAAUUCACGACCACUCUGACUCACAUUGUGUAAUGAAAAUUCUCCAAGGUCAGCUGAUCGAGACAUUAUACACCUGGCCUCGAGAGAACCCGAAGUAUCCUGGAAAGGUCGCCGUAGACGAACUCGAGUCAAACGUACUGCAAACGAAUGAUGUGUGUUACAUCAAUGACUCGAUCGGGCUUCAUCGCAUGGAGAACCCGAGCAAGACCGAACCGGCAGUAUCUUUGCACCUGUACUCCCCACCAUAUUCAUCCUGCAAUGCCUUUGACAGACAAACCGGGAACCGGACACCUUGUAAGGUCACAUUCUGGUCUAAAUAUGGCAUGAAAAAUUAAAAUAAAAUCUAUUGAUGGGCUGACCUUAUAUGUUAAAGUAUGACUUAUGAGAAAAAAUCUAUGUAAAACGUAAACUUUUCUAUUUAUAACACAAAUAUUUUUCUAUGCGAAUGAAUAAAUAAAUAAAAUUAUUUUUGAAAUAUA
This is a messenger RNA of Cotesia glomerata, 1014 nucleotides long. RefSeq names its product cysteine dioxygenase type 1. The record is from RefSeq and is a predicted model, not a curated record. Gene Ontology annotation, biological process: L-cysteine catabolic process. The coding region runs from base 199 to 870 and encodes 223 amino acids. The transcript is spliced from 4 exons. Gene Ontology annotation, molecular function: ferrous iron binding; cysteine dioxygenase activity. NCBI's taxonomy places the organism in Eukaryota, Metazoa, Arthropoda, Insecta, Hymenoptera, Braconidae.